Caenorhabditis angaria is the source of this 2429-nucleotide messenger RNA. Lineage: Eukaryota; Metazoa; Nematoda; Chromadorea; Rhabditida; Rhabditidae. The record is from the annotation of a GenBank genome assembly.
AUGGCAUCUAAUUUUGGCAAAAAAAGACGAGCGGAAUUCCAACAUUCUGGUAUUUUUCAAAACAAUCGUGAAGAAACUGCAGUUUCUUCAACAGAUUCGGAUGAAGCUCCACCAUUCUUGGUUCCAAGUGUUCGAAUUGCCGCAGAUCCAGAAUUUGUAACACCUUCAAAAAUUGAGAACAAUUCAGAAGGAGUACCAGAUUCGUCGUACAAAGAUGAAUGGUGGUUGACUCCAAUUACGUCUGAAGCACCACAACUUCAACGAGCUGAUAUUGUAAGUUUUCAAUAAAUAUGUUGAAGAAUAAGAAACAAUUGAAGAAAAGUAAAAAAUCAGACCGGGGUUCAUAUGUACUAUGAGUUUUCUAAACAUUUAAAUUUCACAUCUUUAGUUUUAAAUUAACUUCUUGUGAAGCACAUCUUGCUACCUUUAUUCAAAACUUUUAAAAGUUUGUCAGUUCAAUUUGAAAACUUAAAAUUAAAAUAAUUUUCAAAUUUUUGAAAUGAUUGUGAAUGUUAAUUCAAAAAAAAUUUCGAAAAUUAAAAAAUAUACUCAUAAGAAUUAUAAAUUUGAGACUAAAGCAGUUCAACAUUUUCCUGGCUUCAAAACAAUAACAAUUUUUUAUUAAAAAGUUUUGGAAAAAAUGAUGUUCGAACUUUUGAUGAAACAUGUUAUCAAUUGUAAACAUCAGCCAAACGCUCAAAGUUUUCUCUGAAUCUAUUCAUGUGAUCUUUCUAAAAUCAAAACUAUUUGACGCGUUCACAAAAUAUCACGCUUUUUUGAACGGUAAAAAACCCCGUAAUCAGUCUUUGAAGUUCAAUAUACAGAGUAAAAUGUGCUUUAUUGAUAAUGUCAAAGUUUUUUCGUUGACAGAUAACCUUAUCACAAAUUUUACCUCAAAACUAAUUUUUUGUUUUUUUCAGACUGCUGUUAUGAAAUUUUUUCAGAAGUAUUGCAAAAAAAACGUGAGAAAGCCCAAAUUUUUUCAGUCGUUGAUAAAAUGAGUAAUCCGCGCUCUAUUGUUAAUGACAAAGUUUUUUUCUGUGCAAGAUGAAAACAAUUUUCAUCAAUAUCACCUCAGCUUCUCAGCUUUUUGUGUUUUUUUUUGAGUUCUUGUUGUACUUUGCAAUUCAAAAAAAAACUACAGUAACCCUCUAAUAAGAUAUUCUUCUCUAUUUUUCUGUUCUUUUGUUUCUUAUCACUUCCAAAAAUCCUCAAAAAACUAUCGAUUUUCAGUAUCACUCAAAAGUUCAUCGAAAAGUACUUAUUCUGAAAAUAAUACAUUCUCAAUGACUAAAAAAGUGAAAAUUCAGGAGUUCAAGUCGUUUUUUUUAGGAUCUCCAUGACAACAUAUUUGAUGACAGCGAAUUCGAAGAACCAGUUUACCCAGAUUUGAGUCAUAUAUUCGAUAUGCCUCUCCCACCGAUUCCUUCGCCUAUUUUAAAUCAUGAUCCAUCUGUAUCUGCUUUUGUCAUUUAUUCGCCUGAACCCAAACCGUAUGUUGAUUCGACUGUUCGAGUAACUGAAAAUGGCCAUGUUGUACCUAUCACAAGAUCGAUAUGUGUAAGUUGAAUCAAUUGUUUCUGUGUUUAAAACUAUUAUCAAAAUUUUCAGAUUCUUCCAAUUAAUGGUACUACAAAUACUCGUCCAGUUAUUUCUUUGCCAUCAGACGAACCAUCAACUUCCAACACGUAAUCAAUCAGUUUUUUUUUUGCUCUGAACGGGAUGAGAGAAAGAGAGAUUUUGAUGAACAUAGGGGCUUUGAUUUUUCUUAAAGUUUUCACCAAUUAUUAGUUUUGAAACGGUCAUAUAUCCUUUUCUAAAAAAAAAAGACCACCCACGAAGCAGUGUAUUGAUUUAUAUGAGUUUGCGUUUUUUCACAUGUUUCUCUAUGCUUGAAUUAUUUAAGCAAAAAGUUUAGAUGGGAAAAUUUUAUAUUGUUCUAAAAAUACGAUAUUUGAAGUACGAUAUUGAAUAAUUUAAAAAAAAGUGAUGAGCGAAAAAAUUCAAACUGAAAAUUGAAGAAGACAUUGUGAAACAUUUUGGAACGGCUUCUAAAUGAACAUGUGACUGAACUUGAAUGAAUCAAUGCCAAAUCUGGGAUGUUUCAUGAGUAUAAUUGAUAUAUUUUUUUGAAAUGAUUAGGUUAAUAUAACCCAAAUAACGAAAUUUCGAAAAAUCACGUAAUCUUCUAAUUCAGAAAUAAUUCUGAUUCAAAGAAAGAAUAAUAACUUCAGUCCGUGGGAAAACAAUUUCGGGUCAUUAUGAAUAUCAAAAAUAAUACAUUGUAUUUUCCACAAAACAAAACCAUUCUUCAUCAAUAUCCCUUUUUCUCUCAAAAUCCUUUUUUCCUGUCUAAAUGUUUGUUUCUUUAGAGUUUUGGUGUAUUCAAUUCAUCACUAUAAUUUUAUCUUUACAGAGCCCAAUUUUAG